This is a messenger RNA of Fragaria vesca subsp. vesca, 3489 nucleotides long. Its product is annotated as scarecrow-like protein 9-like. Gene Ontology annotation, molecular function: sequence-specific DNA binding; DNA-binding transcription factor activity. The record is from RefSeq and is a predicted model, not a curated record. Gene Ontology annotation, cellular component: nucleus. The coding region runs from base 476 to 2713 and encodes 745 amino acids. Lineage: Eukaryota; Viridiplantae; Streptophyta; Magnoliopsida; Rosales; Rosaceae. The transcript has 2 exons. Gene Ontology annotation, biological process: regulation of DNA-templated transcription.
AUACAUAUUGUCUCGUAUUAUUACAAAACAGAGAAAAGUACUGAAGCCAGAUUCAGACCCUCUCCUCUCCUCCUCGAUCAGUGUGGUCAGUGUUGGUUGAAAGAGAAGCACAAACCACUGUAAGAGAAUCUCACCCGAGACUGUUUCUAGCAGCCGAGAUUUGACGGCUGUGAUUCACGUCCCCACCAUAAAAGAUUAAAAGCCAUAAGACCCCCAAAUCCACAUCAUCUUCACCGUUCAAGUCUUCUAGUCUUUCUUGUGUUCACAAUGGAGUGCUGAAAACCUGGACUACUGAAAGGGUUUCUAUUCUUUUCUCAAGGGUCUACCCAGGUUUGAUUUUUCUGGGUUUUGAUGCUUGAAGAAGGCUGAUGGUGUAAAGGUGUUAAUCUGGAGAAAUUUGGGGAAUAGAUAAUAUUGAAGCAUAUCGGUCAGAAGAUAUUGGGUUUUGGUGUUGGGAGUUGUAGUUGUAAUCUCAAUGGUCAUGGAUCAAUCAUUGAGUGGAUUUUAUGGUUCUAGUAAUGAGUUGUUGAAAUUCAGGGAUCAAGCUCUUUCGGACUCAAUGAAUAAGAAACUAGAUAGUGGAUUCAGGAAUGGUAGUGGUUCAAAUAAGGUACUCGGACAUAAGUAUGCUACUACAGUCCAAGUGCCUCCCACUCAAAUUCCUACUAAUUCUGCACUGCCAUUGAGCAUGAUCCCAGAUGGGGAUUCGAACGAAGAUUGUGAUUUCAGUGAUGUGGUUCUCAAGUACAUUAGCCAGAUGCUUAUGGAAGAAGAUAUGGAAGAAAAAACUUGCAUGUAUCAGGAGUCUGCAGCUCUUCAUUCUGCAGAGCAAUCUUUUUAUGAGCUUAUUGGAGAGAAGCAUCAUCUACCUCCUGAUUUGACUCCUACUGCUGAUCAGAACCAUGGAAGCCCAGAUGAAAGCCAUUCUUUACAUUCCAGCUGUUGUAGUACUACCUCUACCAGUACUAGUAGUAGCAUUAGGGAUUGUGAUUUGCUUGAGUUUAAGUAUCUGAAUGUUGCUUCUCAGUCAACUUCUCAGUCAUCCCAUGCUUCAUCUAAUGGAACCGGUAAUUUUGUAGAUGGGUUUGUGGAAUCUCCUGUGAGCACUCUCAGGGUUCCUGACUUUUUUAAUGAGACUGAUUCAAUUUUGCAAUUUCAGAAAGGGUUUGAGGAAGCGAGUAAGUUUCUUCCAAAUGGUAACAGCCUAAUUGUGGAUUUGGAGAGCAACACACCGUUGCUUAAAGAGUUGAACACAGAGGCUACAGAUAUGACAGCUAAGGUAGACAAGAAGAAUAACCGUGAGUACCCUUCUGCUGGGUCAAGGGGAAAGAAGCAUCCUUAUCAUGACGAUGAAAUUUUAGAAGGGGAGAGGAGUAACAAGCAAUCAUCAGUCUCUACUGAAUCAGCUGUGAGUCCGGAAAUGUUUGACAUGGUUUUGCUCAACUGUGGACAAAGUGAAUCUGCUCUUCGAGAAGCUUUGCAGAAUGGAACAAAAAAGAACAUACCACAGAGUGGUCAGUCAAAGGGGCCAAGUGGUGGCAAAUCCCGUGGGAAGAAGCAGGGAGGUAAAAAGGAUGUGGUGGAUUUGAGAACCCUCUUGACAGUAUGUGCACAAGCUAUUGCAGCUGGUGAUGAGAGAACUGGCAAUGAGUUACUUAAGCGGAUCAGACUGCAUGCUUCUCCUGAGGGAGAUGGGAUGCAAAGAAUGGCUUGCUAUUUUGCUGAUGGUCUUGAGGCACGAAUGGCUGGAUCUGGUACUCAGAUUUACAGAGCCCUCAUAGCCAAGCCAACAUCUGCAGCAGAUAUCUUGAAGGCUUACCAUCUAUUUCUUGCCGCUUGUCCAUUCAGGAAGCUAUCAAAUUUCUUUUCAAACAAGACAAUAAUGAAUGUAUCCGAGAAAGCAACAAGCCUCCACAUAAUUGAUUUCGGUAUUAUGUAUGGUUUUCAAUGGCCUUGCCUCAUUCAACGCCUCUCAUCUAGGCUCGGUGGACCUCCAAAGCUCCGAAUUACGGGGAUUGAUUUUCCAAAUCCAGGUUUCCGACCAGCAGAAAGGGUUGAGGAGACAGGACGGCGCUUGGCAAACUAUGCAAAAACUUUUAAAGUUCCAUUUGAGUUCAAUGCCAUAGCACAAAAGUGGGACACCAUUCAAAUUGAGGAUCUUAAACUCGAUCGUGAUGAUGUGCUUGUUGUGAAUAGUUGUUACAGACUUAGAAACCUACUUGAUGAGACUGUGGUGGUAGACAGUCCAAGAGAUAUUGUCCUGAACCUGAUAAGGAAGAUGAAUCCAGAUGUCUACAUUUUGGGAGUUGUAAAUGGAGCCUACAGUGCACCCUUCUUUCUUUCAAGAUUUCGCGAGGCUCUCUUCCACUUCUCUACAAUAUUUGACAUGCUUGACAUGUGUGUGCCCCGUGAUAUUCCAGAGCGAAUGUUGAUUGAGAGGGAGAUAUUUGGCCGGGAGGCAAUGAAUGUCAUCGCAUGUGAGGGUUCAGAGAGGAUUGAAAGACCAGAUACAUACAAGCAGUGGCAGGUGAGGAAUCGGAGGGCUGGUUUUACACAACUUCCUUUGAACCAGGAGAUCAUGGACAUAGCAAAGGACAGAUUGCAUACAUACUACCACAAGGAUUUCGUAAUUGAUGAAGAUAGCCGGUGGCUCUUGCAGGGAUGGAAAGGACGCAUUGUGUAUGCACUUUCUUCUUGGAGGGCUGCUUAUUAGAUUGUCCUAGUUCAUCAGAGGGCAGCACGUUUAUGUUUAUGGCUUGUUGGAGGACUUGCUGCCUUGUCUAGCUUGAGCCACAUGAGUAUGUCAUGGACUUUUAAUAUAUGAAGCUAAGGUAACUAUUUUGAUCAAAAUUCAAGAUUACAUCACUGUCAUUUAGGUAUUCAACUAUAAAGCAUGUGGGUUAUCAUAUUGCCAAUGAUAUGCUAUUUUGCUGCGCGGGUAAAAUGGAAUCAGAAUUUUGGUAGGCAUUACUUCUCUUUGAACUACGACUAGUAUUUCCUGUCAGUUCAGUAGAAAAGGGAUCCCAAAUGAUAUAUUUAUUUUCUUUGAUGGACUUGGGCCAAGGCCAGACCCUGUGAGGCUGUGACACAACAAUGGAACAGGACCUCUGCAACCAGUACAUGUCCUCUUGGGUUCCCAGACCUGAAAUCCAGACUGACCAUAAGAAGCUGGAUCGAAGAAGCCAGAUUGCGUUAGCUACAACCAUGAUUGUGAUUAUACAAGUUUAUCUCUGGGACCUGAAUGACCCGAUGAUUUUGGUGUGUACAGUAUGGGAGAAAACAUAGUGUACUUCAAAGCCUUACUCCACACAUGCUAUGACCUUACUGAAGAUGACGAAUCAACCUUUGAUCUAGUUUAUACACACUUUUCAUCUGUAAAAGACCUAAGCAUUUUGUUAAAUUCAAUGUGUUUGAUAUGGGAAUUCAAGGUUUAUGCGACUAUUAUAUAUGCUUACAAUCUUUCUUCUAAUCAAACCAACCUUUUACUCC